AUGGAGAGGUCGCUGUUGCCCGUAGAUCCACAACGACGACGGCGUGUGGUUGCGCCUCAGCCAAGACACCAUCCACCAGUACUGCAGCAGCGGGCACGGCGAGGCGUGGUGCCUGCAGUACAACCAGCACCUGGGCAAGACGCUGCUGCUGCCCGUGGAGGAGCCCAAGACGAUCCUGGACCAGGUCAUCAAGGAGACCAUCCUGCGCAAGCUGCCGGACUCCUCCGCUGCCAAGGACGGAUGUACUGGUCGAAUCUGCGGUCGCGCGCGGCGCUGGGGCCCGGCGAGUACACCGUGGUGAAGUGCGGCGCCUCCGGCCACAACGUGCGCUCGCGGCCCUCGCUCAAGGCGCCGCCCGUGGGCAUGCUGGUGCUCGGCAACCAGGUCACCGUCACCGACCACGUGGUGACGAGCGAGGGCACGUGGGUGCAGCUGGACCGCGACACCAUGCGCAAGUUCUGCUUCAACACGGAGGGCGAGGCGUGGUCGCUGGCGCUCAGCCGCACCGACGUCGUCUACCUGCGCCGCGACGGCAUGGACGCCCUGGAGACGGGCGAGGCGCGCGUGACGUCGGAGAGCGCGGGCCCCUUCGGCUCGUCCUCGCGCGGCCGCGGCUUCGACUUCGGCUGCGGCGCCGGCGGCCCCUUCGGCGCGGCGCCGUCGCUGGCGCCCGACCUCGGGCCCUCGCCCUUCACGUUCGGCGCGCCCUCGGCGGGCGGGCGCGAGCCCUCCACGGCGUCCCCGCUGCCCUCGAGCGGCGCCUCCUCCAGCCUCGGCGCCAACCCCUUCGUCUUCGGCUCGCCCUCGCCCUCCCCUCCCCGCUCCCGCCCCCGCCGCGGCCCCGCCGCCGCCCCCGCCCCUACGCCCCCGCCCCGCCCGCCCGCGCCGCUGCUGGGCGUGGCGGCGGUGAACGCGUGGCGGCGGCGGCCGCUGCCCGCGCGGCGGCGCCGCCGACGCCCGCCACCCACCGCUGGCCCGAGUCGGCGCCGCGCGCCGCAGCCGCCGCCGCCCCCG
Molecule: messenger RNA, 1014 nt
Organism: Gryllus bimaculatus (two-spotted cricket)
Lineage: Eukaryota; Metazoa; Arthropoda; Insecta; Orthoptera; Gryllidae
Source: the annotation of a GenBank genome assembly